Molecule: messenger RNA, 3440 nt
Organism: Carassius carassius (crucian carp)
Lineage: Eukaryota; Metazoa; Chordata; Actinopteri; Cypriniformes; Cyprinidae
Gene: elavl1a
Product: ELAV like RNA binding protein 1a
Exons: 7
Coding region: 160-1182 (340 amino acids)
Cellular component (GO): ribonucleoprotein complex
Molecular function (GO): RNA binding
Source: RefSeq, a predicted model, not a curated record
AGACUUCCGCUUCCUCGGCUGAGUUCCCUAGUGGCGUGUUUUUGUGUCACGAGAGCGCAGCUCCUAAAAAGCCACGUUUUGCAGAAGCUCCGCGUGCGUUCGCUCUACUGCAGAAUCGGAGAGACGUUGGAGUUGAGUCGGGAUCUGUGACGGCUCUUCAUGGCAGUCAGAAGGGGACACGUUAGAUACUCAAAAGAGGUCUAUGACAUGUCGAACGGUUACGAAGAUCACAUGGCCGAUGAGCCUAAAGAUUGCAAAACAAAUCUGAUCAUCAACUACUUGCCUCAGAAUAUGAGUCAAGAUGAGAUGCGCAGUCUCUUCAGCAGCAUUGGGGAGGUGGAGUCUGCUAAACUUAUUCGGGACAAAGUAGCAGGCCACAGUUUAGGGUACGGAUUUGUUAACUAUCUUAACCCUAGUGAUGCAGAAAGAGCAAUCAGUACUCUCAAUGGACUGAGACUACAGUCUAAAACUAUCAAGGUGUCAUAUGCCCGGCCAAGCUCUGACACCAUAAAGGAUGCCAACCUUUACAUCAGUGGGCUGCCUAAAACAAUGACGCAGAAGGACGUCGAAGAAAUGUUUGCACGUUAUGGCAGAAUAAUCAACUCCCGUGUCCUCGUUGAUCAAUCGUCAGGACUCUCUCGUGGCGUGGCUUUUAUUCGAUUUGACAAAAGAGCAGAGGCUGAGGACGCAAUUAAGGACUUGAAUGGACAGAAGCCACCAGGCGCUGCAGAGCCGAUCACUGUAAAGUUUGCUGCCAGUCCCAACCAAGUGAAAAACUCCCAAAUUAUUCCACCGAUUUACCACACACAGCCUCGCCGCUUCGGGGGGCCCGUCCACCACCAGGCCCAGAGAUUCAGGUUCUCUCCAAUGAGUGUGGACCACAUGAGUGGCAUGUCUGGUGUUAACAUGCCUGGAAACUCCUCGUCAGGCUGGUGCAUUUUCGUCUACAACCUGGGCCAGGACGCAGAUGAGGGCAUUCUGUGGCAGAUGUUUGGGCCCUUCGGUGCUGUCACAAAUGUUAAAGUGAUCCGCGACUUCAACACCAACAAGUGCAAAGGAUUUGGGUUUGUUACCAUGCCAAACUAUGAAGAGGCAGCCAUGGCUAUCGCCAGCCUCAACGGCUACCGCCUCGGGGACAAGAUUUUACAAGUGUCGUUCAAAACGAGCAAGUCGCACAAGUAGAAAGCAGGGUUGCCAGGAAAAUGAAGGAGAGAUGUUGUCUGAGAAGCCAGAGAAAUGAGCUCCGUUUUGAAAAAGAAAAACUUUUAUUUUUAGUGUAAUCAAGUCUUUGCAAAUGUUCACGUUUCUAAGUCUCGUUUAGACAUCUGUUUGACAGUUGCUUUUCAUUUCUUUUAAGAUUCAAGCUUGUUGGAUGCUUCAAGUGUUUUAGGCGUUCCGGUUUAUCCCAAUAUUUGACCAAUUUUGCAUUUGAUACAAAUUUGUGUCUCUGAUGUUAGCCUGAUAUUGUCGCUAUGUGCCAUAUGUGGUCAGACACCUCAUUCACCAGAAGCUGGAUUUAAAACUCAAGAUUCUUUUGUCUCUCUUUUGUCAGUAUCUACAUCCUAUAUAGCUCUUCAGUAUUUAUGAUGCCUUAAUUUGAUGUCAUUUGUUCCUGUUUGCCCUCAAUGUAGCACUUUUUGGUUUGGCAGGAAUCUCACGAUCCAUUUCACAACAGUUUGUUUAUUGAAAUCUGAGUUUUAAAUGCAGCAUGCUGAGUGAUUCACUGAGAAAAAGAUGUAAUUGUAAAGAAAGCAGAGUGUUCAGUGAGGGGGAAAUCUUUAAGUGACUUGUUAAUUUUUUGUAAGGGACCCUCUGAAUAGAUUGAUAACUAAGAAGGACCAAAGACAUGAAUGGAAGGUUUAGUUUCCCCCAGCAGAGGUGCAGGUUGCACAUCCCUAAGCAUUUUCCAAAAAGAUUUGGACAUCUGAAUACUAGGUACUGAGUAUUUCUGUAAAAAUGUAAUCACAAUUGAGCAUCAGCAUCCUAUGUUUAUGAUUUGCGUUUAUUUUUUUUUUCUUUCCCAUUUUGUUUCUCUAGGCUAAAACAUACUUUAAGUUUAGUUUGCUCAUUUGAAAAUAGACAUCCAGUACUAAUGCAUAUGCUUUUUAAGACUGCCUUGUGAUAUUUUUUGUGUUUUGUUCUUUUCUUUUUUUGCUUUUGUGUUCCUUUUUGAAAUCUUACAUUUUGUUUCACAUGGCAUUUACAAUCAUUAAAUUUUAUUUUGUUUUGCUCAACUUUUGUUUUAUUCCUUUAUUUUAUCUUUUAAUCAGUUCUUUAAUUUAUCCAUUUAUAGGUGCAGUGCAGUAUAAGUCAACAUAAGACCACGUCCAUAUUUACAGAUGCGGUUAGCUGAGUUUUUAGUCCACAAAGACCUCAUGAGAAAUACUAGAUAACCACAUUUUGAGGCCUUUUAGUAUUUAUAUUUCAGGCAUUGGACCAAAUGGUAAAUGUUCAACUUGGCUAUCUGACAAUGGUUUACUUUGAUUUGGCCACUGGUUUGCGGUUUAUUUAGCCUUCCUUGGUGGUUCAUAUUCAAUGUGUUUCAGAGGUUUUCAGCUGAAGAUCUCACCGCUGAGCAAUGGUGAAUCUACAACCGGGACAGCAGACUCACUCGUAGUCUUACAGUUGUACAGUCAUGCCCCCCAGCUUUGACUCCCCUGAGGUCUUCCAGAUAGCAGCUUGUAAAGCCCCACAUAGGUUCUCCUGUAGUUAGACAAAUCCACUUUUCCAAGACACCUCGUGUAAGAUUUUUGAUCAUUUUCAGCACAGACAGUUCUUAUGCUCCCUCUGCUACAAGACUUAAGGUUGGUAUUGUGUGUGUGUGUGCAUAUAUUUAUAUUAUUAGUGACUUAACAUUUAAUCCUAAUUGUCUGUUUUUGUACAGUGACACUAUAUUGGAUCUCGUCAAGUUUGUAAUAAGCAGCAGUUUACUAUACUCGGAUCAACCAGUGUCAUGUUACUUUAUGGUUCAUGUGAACCUAUUAGCAGCUUUAUAGCCACUGUUGGUUACAUGUCCUUGAUAUGAAACACUUAACCUUGGCAUUCUCUUUUUUUUGCACGUUUUGGCAUAUGUGCAAUAUUUAAAAGUGAUUUCAUAAUAAUUAGUAGUAAUUAUAGCAACCUUCUCCCCGUCCAUCUUUUUUUGAUAUCCUGAUGUUUCAAAGAUUACCCUGCACGUCAACAGAGAUGCCAGUUGUAUGAAAUAUCAAGUAGAAUUUACUGGAUGGUUGCUUGUUUUAAGCCUUAAUUUAUGUAGGAAAUACUGGAAGAUUACUGAAUUGUGGAAUUUAUUUAGCUUACUGUGUACGGUUUUAUGUGUUGAUAUUGAUGAGUGUGUCUUAAUUUUUUAAUGAAAUACUUUUUAAUUCUACAGUGAACAUCUGUUAUGAGCUACUGUCUAACAUGUAGAUGUGAAAUAAAAUAUCGGCCAUCACUGCAAA